AUGGAGUUCACUGUGGACGGCGAGCCAUUUAUGGUCUGCAAUGAGUGCACUUUCCCGGUCUGCAGGCCUUGCUACGAGUACGAGAGGUGGGAAGGGAAUCAUGCUUGCCCACAGUGCAAGACCAAGUACAGACGCAUCAAGGGCAGCCCGUGGGUGGACGGGGAUAAAGACGAAAGAUGUGAAAUCCUCGCGACGAGAUCGAGGGUUUCAGGCAUGUCGCGGCGGUGCAACUGGUAA
This is a messenger RNA of Striga hermonthica, 237 nucleotides long. The record is from the annotation of a GenBank genome assembly. NCBI's taxonomy places the organism in Eukaryota, Viridiplantae, Streptophyta, Magnoliopsida, Lamiales, Orobanchaceae.